Lindgomyces ingoldianus is the source of this 2277-nucleotide messenger RNA. RefSeq lists its product as uncharacterized. The transcript is spliced from 4 exons. Bases 82 to 1848 code for a protein of 588 amino acids. Lineage: Eukaryota; Fungi; Ascomycota; Dothideomycetes; Pleosporales; Lindgomycetaceae. The record is from RefSeq and is a predicted model, not a curated record.
ACAUGUUUGACAUGCCCGCCUCCCGAGUCUCAUCAACCUUGCAGUCAAGACAGUGAGCCACGGUCACUUCAAACGUUGGCCAUGACACACAUCGCCAAUUGCAUGCGGCCGGAUGCCGAUAAAUCAAAUGUUUAUAUAACCUCCGAAACGUCCUCCAAGAACCCAGCCGCGCCGGAACCAAUUCGCCUCGUGGAGAAGGGUUUGGAGAAGAGCCCAUCUUUUUUGAAUUUACAGUCCUCUGGUUCAUCAAGGUAUCAAUUGUGGCCAUCGACAGCAUCCAAAAGCCCCGUGGGACUGAUUAGGCCGAGCCCUUCUUCAGACAAGCUCUCUGCUUUGUCGAUGGGUCGCUCUCCUACCUCACUGAGUGAUACUGCUGCGAAUCCAGCAGAGAGUCUCCCUUUUUGGCAGCGGAGUGGCUCGCUUUCAAGGAGGAGAAAGGUCAGUGUGCCGGAACUGGGUGGCACUAUGGCUACAGUUCAAGAGAUGUCCAUUGAUUCUCCAACAAUUCCAGGGCGACCACCACUCCGGAAGGCUUCAUCAGAGGCAUUUGGCCAUGAGAGAUCUAGCAGUGCUCCCGGCACAAGCUGGAGAGCUGGUCCAUUUGGAGACGCUCUGAUGUCCUGUGUGACUGGACCCAUGUCUCUACCUUCAGAGCAAACAAUUUCCCCAGCCUCCUCAGAGCUGCCCAACGUUACUAGAUCAGAAACCACCCCCCUUCUUGGAAAGCCACUAUCCCCUAUCCUCAGUCCCAGUAUCAACUCCUCAAAACCGUCGUUGAAAGUUGAUACCGGAAGCAUACUCGAAGCUGUCGAGCUGCCUCCUGAGGUCCCACCAAAAUCGCCUUCUGUAGAGCGCAAGGGAUCGCCUGCCCCUCUUCAACUUACUUCGAAACCCAGCAAGACACAACUGAAUACACCUGCCCCGCUUAAUUCUGGUAGAGUUACGCCUGUCUCUGCGAUCGAUACCCGCCGAUCACCAAACGUUAGCGCUCCAUUCCCGACCCCUAUCUCUGCAAUGUCGAAUGCCUUCAGCGCCGCAUCACCUUCAAGUGCGGUUGACCGUCGUGGCUCGCCGAGAGUUGAGAAGCGAGAUCCUAUAGCUACCCAUAGCCAUAACAGAAACAUGUCCGAUACUUCCAUCAUCGACCGGGGUAGGCCAGUACGAAGGUCGAGUAAGAGGCAGAGAAGUCGGACAUGCUCAGAAGUAAAUACCCCAGAGACUCCAGUGCAGGACAACUGGAAGCUACCCAGGGGAAUGCGGAUCUCUGAUGCCACGAGGCAACUGAACGAUGCGGACAAAGAACAUCUCCACAAACAAGCAUACGACCAGGCAGAGAAGUUCGAGGUUCUGAACAAACGCGACGUGGCAUCACUAGCAAGGGAGCUCAGAGCAUUGGACGAACGCUGCGACUAUCUUCGCAAGACAUACAAGUCCUUGCGGGCAGGCCGCCAAAAGCUUCAUGGUCGUAUGAUCUCGUAUCUGAAGCGUGGUGAGACCGUUAUCUUCUCAAGAGAGUCCCUUCUCAAGCAGGAGGAAGCCCUGGCUGAACUCGACAUCUCAAUCGACGAAUUUAUCCUCAAGCUAGAGCAAGCUGAGAAUAGACGGUUGCGACUUCGCCAAAAGCUUCUAGAGCACGUUGCGGCGGCUCUCGUCCUGAACCCUUCUGCAAGCCCACGCGAGAUGCUGGAGACUACACCGCCAAGGAGUCCGGUGAAGACCGAAAGCCCAUCUCGGAUUCAACGUAAAGACGUUGAAUCGAUUAAAAUCUAUGCCGAUGGACAUGUCCUCAAUCUUUUCUCAGAUAUCGAGCAAGCCAUCGGAAAAAUGUGCGAGCAAGCUGCAUGCUAACGACGAAUACGAGACGACUUUGACCCAGAUUUUAGAUCGAAAAGCACACCGUAUGUGGUGAUUACAUUAAUAUUUGGGACAACUUCAGACCCAGCUCAUCUUCACAAUUUCCUGUAUUAAUUUCUUCUUUCACCUUUUCCAUGUCGCUACGGCCGCACUAUCUUUCGUAUUCUCUUCCAUGUCCUUUUUAUGCCCAGUUAUGGAUCGGCACUUUUUGGUGGCGGAAACGUUUUCGCCAUGGUUUUUGCUUUUUGUACCAUCGCAAAGGAUACCCGGGCCGCCUUGCAUAUUUUGAAGCCCGUCAGCAUAUUCAGUCGGCGUCCGAGGCGAAGACGGAGUUAGGGUGUAGAGGCUUGUGAUGUUUCAUGUUUUCUUUUUGAUUGCAGAUGAAUGAGGGAACAUGCAUCGUAGCGUAUCAUAUUGAGAUCC